GCCGACUGCUUCCGCCAGACGGUUGCAGCGGAGGGCUGGAGGGGCCUAUGGCGGGGUGGGGCGCCUGCCGUACAGCGGGCCGCGCUGGUGAACCUGGGGGAGCUAGCCACGUACGACCAGGCCAAGCGUGCCAUCCUGUCCACCGGCCUCACGGGCGGUGACAACCUGUGGGCGCACACCGGCUCGUCCGUGUGCUCCGGAUUCUUCGCAAGCUUGGUUUCGGUGCCGGCAGACGUGGUGAAGACGCGCAUGAUGAGCCAGGACGCCUCCCAGCCGCUGUACCGGUCCUCCCUGGACUGCCUGCUGAAGAGCGUGCGGGCGGAGGGGCUGGGGGCCAUGUACAAGGGGUUCUUCCCCACGUGGGCUCGUCUAGGCCCCUGGCAGCUGGUGUUCUGGACCUCCUACGAACACAUGCGCAAGACGUGCGACCUAGGCGGCUUCUAGGCAGCCAGCCAGACAGCGGGGGGCAGACAGCGGGGGGGCAGCAGCAGGCAGUUGAGAGGACAUGCAACCUGGCUGCGACCGCAGGAGUCAGGCAGGCGCAAGGCAUGUGACCGGAGAAGAGCUCUGCAUGGGGGUUGCAUGGGAACUGUCAGGUAGCCAGGCAAACGGGCGAGUCACGCCUUCCAGCUGCAGACUGCCCUGCACGCAGGUGGAGACAUGCAUGUGACCUGCCUCGCCCUUCCUGUUUAUUGUGUACCGUGCGUCGUGAAGCAGCGCGCCAGGAGCAUAGCGCUAGCCGUGCUGGGGGUACCGUACAUCGGAGUACAUCGUACGGGCAAAGCUGCGGAGAGAGAUGUGAUGAUGAUGAUGAGAGCGUGAGAGUAAAAAGACUUGGUUUGAGGGCUAUCAGGGCUCGUAAGAACUGCAUGUGAUUCUGGGUGGGAAAUCCGGUGGUGAACCUCCGAAUGCUGGUUUCAACAUCCGUGAUUAGGCUGCGGCGGACAGAGGCUGGUGGCACCAGAGGUCUGGAAUCACCCCAGCGUAGCGCAUCUGUUGUGUUUGCCGGCAUGGGUGCCGUAUUUCAUAAUUCUUAGC
Molecule: messenger RNA, 1038 nt
Organism: Astrephomene gubernaculifera
Lineage: Eukaryota; Viridiplantae; Chlorophyta; Chlorophyceae; Chlamydomonadales; Astrephomenaceae
Source: the annotation of a GenBank genome assembly